GCAAGAAAAACAACACUGGGGAAAAUGGGGCUCGAUACGGGCGCCAUCUUUAUCAUAUUCGCGGUGUCUGCUGCCGGCACGCUGGUUCCUGUGAUCUCGCAGAGAAUUCCGAAAUGUAACACCAACACGAUCUUCAUGGAGGCGAUCCGCGCCUUCUCCUUCGGUGUCGUCCUCGCCACGGGUCUCAUCCACAUGGUCAACGAAGGCAUCGAGAAACUAAGCGACGAGGCGCUGGGGCCGAUCGUCGAGGAAUAUGGCUGCUUGGGCUUGGCGAUUGUGCUGAUCACGAUGAUCGUCCUGCAGUUUAUAGAGGCUGAAAGCGUGAUCUUCUUCGCUGGCGGGGGAUCGAUGCUACACGGCCACGGUCACAGCCACGGCCCUGGAGACUUGCACACGAACGAUUCUGAUGAGAGUGCUCCCGAAUCCCCAAGCGGUCAAGAUGGGGCGUAUGUGGUGGCGCCUGCUGAUAUCUCGCUCGAAAAGAAGACCAUGGUCCACAAUACCAACCUUCACCGUAGCAGUCUCGAUCACGGUCACUCCCACACCACCGAGACCGUUCCGGCGUCCCCGACCGAUCGAGGUGAGACGAAGUUGUCAGCUGAGAAGAAAACUGCGGCGCACAAUGCCAACAUUCGCCGCAGGAUCGCGACCAUCAUCUUCGAGGCGGGCGUCAUCUUCCACUCAAUCAUUGUCGGGCUCGAUCUCGGCGUCACUACAGGCCCCAAAUUCAACACGCUUUUGACGGCCUUGUGCUUCCACCAAUUCUUCGAAGGGGUCGCCAUUGGCAGCGCCGCCGUCACAACUACCCAAAGCAAAAGGAAGCUGUUCCUGAUCAACUUCGCCUUCGCGAUCACCACCCCCAUCGGCCAAGCCAUCGGCAUUGGUAUUCGCAGCUCGUAUUCAAGUGAAUCGACGACAGCACUGUGGGUGCAAGGCGUGUUCGACUGUAUUGCUGGCGGGAUCCUGCUCUACACGGGGCUCGUGGAGCUGCUGACGUACAACAUGACCACCAACCAGAAAUUCCUGGGGCGCAGCACUCCGCAGAGAUACGCAUUGUAUGCCUGCCUGUGGUCGGGGGCCGGCCUCAUGGCGCUCAUCGGCAAGUGGUCGUAA
Messenger RNA from Phytophthora sojae, 1113 nucleotides. RefSeq names its product zinc transporter ZIP protein. Gene Ontology annotation, cellular component: plasma membrane. Gene Ontology annotation, molecular function: zinc ion transmembrane transporter activity. Gene Ontology annotation, biological process: zinc ion transmembrane transport. The record is from RefSeq and is a predicted model, not a curated record. Bases 25 to 1113 code for a protein of 362 amino acids. NCBI's taxonomy places the organism in Eukaryota, Oomycota, Peronosporomycetes, Peronosporales, Peronosporaceae. The transcript has a single exon.